This is a messenger RNA of Aureobasidium pullulans EXF-150, 779 nucleotides long. RefSeq lists its product as uncharacterized. Lineage: Eukaryota; Fungi; Ascomycota; Dothideomycetes; Dothideales; Saccotheciaceae. The record is from RefSeq and is a predicted model, not a curated record. The coding region runs from base 207 to 779 and encodes 190 amino acids. The transcript is spliced from 3 exons.
AUCACCCUUCCAUACGUCGCUCCGGAAUCGUUUCAGAGUCCUUUUCUUCACUUUUGUCGAUGCAAUAACCCGGAGUCCACCUUGGCUCCGUUCGUGGUCGUUUCGUUAUUGUUUUGUCUUUGUAUUCAGAUUUAACUACUCCCUCGUCAAACUUCCUCCCAACCCGACAUUUCUUCGAGAUCCACGCGCAUACCAAAAACGUCGACAUGUUCUCCAAGAUCUUCAUCUUCUUCGCAGUCCUUGCACUGUUGAUCCAAAUCGUGGUCGCUACCCCCCCUGCCUGCGUUCUCAAGGCAGUCAACGGACCCGACUCUUCUCCUGGUAACGUCAAGGAGAUUUGUGGAAAUGGCAGCAAUGUCAAGCAGGCCCUCGUUAGCGACUGUGGUACCAACUUCGACGCCGCCAUGAGCGCCUUCUCCAGCAUCUGCUCUAGCGCCGGUGUCACCAUCUCCACUUGGGAUGCUGCCCCCUCGUCCACCACUCUGGCCAGCUCUGACAGCGCAGGUACUUCUUCUGCCGCUUCUACUGCCAUGACUACCAGCGACGACAAUUCUGACACACCUGUUACUUCAGCUUUCAACACCGAGUCUACUGCUCAGUCGACCAACAGUGGAAUCAUCACUGCCACUGCAACUGGCUCUCUCACCAGCUCGCAGGCCCCUUCCACAUCUGCUGCUGCCACCUCAUCAGGUGCUACGUCCACUGGAGCCGCCGGACGCACCGAGAUGUGCGCUCUGGCCAUGGGAGCCAUUGCUGCCGGUGUCAUGAUUGCUUUCUAA